Molecule: messenger RNA, 1906 nt
Organism: Cryptomeria japonica (Japanese cedar)
Lineage: Eukaryota; Viridiplantae; Streptophyta; Pinopsida; Cupressales; Cupressaceae
Product: mRNA cap guanine-N7 methyltransferase 1
Exons: 13
Coding region: 266-1345 (359 amino acids)
Biological process (GO): 7-methylguanosine mRNA capping
Cellular component (GO): nucleus
Molecular function (GO): mRNA 5'-cap (guanine-N7-)-methyltransferase activity
Source: RefSeq, a predicted model, not a curated record
UAAUUAUUCAGCGUCACCUGCUUAAAAAGAAUGUCACUUGGCCAUAUGACCACAGCCUUGUCGUUUGCCUAUCUUGCUCAGUCAAACAUCGGCAAAAUUUACAGUUAAGAAGAAGAACUACUGGUAUAUUUGCUGCUACAGAACCAGAAAAAACGAUCGGAGAAACUGCUAGAAAAGACUCAAAUUUUUUCUCGGGCAGGUCGAAAGAUCGGGUUUCUUCCCUUAACCUGUGUUUUUGGGCUAGAGAAAUAGUUCUUCGAGAAAAAUGAAGCGAGGUUACGAAGAUACUUCUUCCUCAUCUCCGCCUCCGGGAAAGCAAUUGAAAACUAGUGAAAACGAUAAUACACAGAAGCUUGCGCAGAAAGUUGCGGAACACUAUAGUAAACGCACUAACCAAACCCUAGAGGAGAGAGAAGCUAGUCCUAUCAUUCACUUGAAGAAGCUUAACAAUUGGAUAAAAAGUGUAUUGAUUCAGCUUUACACUCGACGAGGCGAUGUUGUUUUGGACCUUGCGUGUGGAAAGGGAGGUGACUUGAUCAAAUGGGAUAAAGCAAAAGUUGGAUAUUAUGUCGGUGUUGAUAUUGCUGAUGGAUCGAUAGAAGAUUGUAGGACUCGAUACAAUUGCGAGACAGAUCCGUUACACAGAAGAAAAAAAUUCUCAUUUCCAGCACGCCUGAUAUGUGCAGAUGCUUAUGAGGUCCGUUUGGAUGAGGAAUUAAAGCAUGAUGCACCCUUUGAUAUAUGCAGCUGCCAGUUUGCCUUGCACUACUCUUGGUCAACAGAGGAACGUGCACGGCGAGCUUUGUUAAAUGUAUCUACAUUGCUUCGUCCAGGAGGCACUUUUGUUGGUGUUAUGCCGGAUGCAAAUGUGAUUGUUAGAAAGCUACGUAAAGCUGAUGGGCUUAAGUUUGGGAAUAGUGUUUAUUGGAUAUCUUUUGACGAGAAAUAUGCUCAGAAGAAGUUCAAGUCAUCAAAUCCUUAUGGGAUUCAGUAUACGUUUCACCUUGAGGAUGCAGUUGAUUGCCCGGAAUGGCUUGUACCCUUUCAUAAAUUCAAAGAACUAGCAGAAGAGUAUGAGCUGGAGCUUGUUUUUAAGAAGAAUUCACAUGAAUUUGUGCACGAGUACUUAAAAAAACCAGAAUUUGCAGAAUUGAUGCGGAGAUUAGGUGCUCUUGGUGACGGAAGUGGUGAUGAAAAGACACUAUCAGAAGAUGAAUGGGAGGCCGCAUACCUGUAUUUGGUGUUUGUCUUAAGAAAGAGAGGCCAAGGAGAAGCCACCAAGAAGAACACACAGCGUAGACAACCGGGUCAAAUAAAAGAGAAAGAUGUUACAUAUCUCAAUUGAUGACAACAAUACACAAUUCUUCUUGUCUCCUAAUAUGGGGCAGAUAGAAAUUGUAAAGUUUUAAGAUAUUUAUUUUCUGUACUUGUUUUAGAUAGAAAGAAGCUAUUCUCUAAUAUAAAGGAGGCUUGGAAUGAUGUUAUUCUGCAACAAUGUCAUUUUACAUUCAAUAAGAAGAGCAAGAUAUUGUUUAUGCUCAUUAUGGUUUUGUAAGCUGCUCAAUUAUGCUAUUUGCUCCUUCUUACACAAAAAACAGGUCAACAUCAUUCAAUAUGCAUUAUAAUUAUUCAUACGUAAGCUGCUAGAUUAUGAUAUUAUUCUUCUUCCAGAAAACAGAGCUUAACAUUAUCCAACAUGCAUUCUCCGUACCAUGUGGUGAAGAGCUGAUUUUGAUGCUCUUUCAAAUAAAUUCUGAGAAAUUCUUAUGUGUUGAAGAUGGUUGAUCUUCAGGCGGUAUAACAUUUGUUCAUUGGUGUCUCUUGUCAUUCACAAUGUACAAAUUGCAAAGCUUAGCUAAAACAUCUAUUCUUUUUAUAAAUAUAUAGACCUGAAAGUUAACUCUCC